UGGGGGGUUUGGUUGGGGUCCUGGACCGGGAGGUCCUGGCUGGGGCCCAGGGCCUGGUUGGGGUCCUGGACCUGGGGGGCCUGGUGGGGGGUUUGGUUGGGGUCCUGGACCGGGAGGUCCUGGCUGGGGCCCAGGGCCAGGUUGGGGUCCCGGACCUGGGGGGCCAGGUUGGGGUCCCGGAUUUGGAGGGCCAGGAUUCUUUGCAGGUCCCGGUUUUGGUUUCUGGGGACCUGGUGGCUUCUUUGGUGGCUUUGCUAAUGGCAUAUGCAACAUGAUAUAUUCUUGCAUGUCUUGUCUUUGCUGUUGCUGGUUGCUGCAAGGUUGUUUUGGGGGACCACCUGGACCCUAUGGGCCUCCUGGCGGACCUCCUCCUUUCUGAUUUGGCUGAUCUUUAUACGAUUAUGUGAAUGAUAAUGAAUGAUUUAAUUUAUGUGUAACCUUAAUGGUUGUUCUGUGGUUUAUUAGGAAAUUAUGAGUUUUGACUUAUUCA
Camellia sinensis is the source of this 490-nucleotide messenger RNA. The record is from RefSeq and is a predicted model, not a curated record. Lineage: Eukaryota; Viridiplantae; Streptophyta; Magnoliopsida; Ericales; Theaceae.